AUGCGCCUAGCUAGCACCUCUAAAUCCCCAUCCCAUAAUCGACCUCACCGAGAACCCGAGGAUCGUCGUCCCAUCUGUGAGAUACCAAGCACGAUUAUAUCGAACAUGAUGGCCAACCUGCCUCCGGACCUGCUCUACCUCAGACAAAUAAUUAAAUUUAAAAGAAUCAACCUACACCACAUUCGUGAUCUUAUACCAGUUAGCUGGGUUCGACUCCCAGACAGAGAGUUAGCCUACGCAUAUGGAUUUUUUCUCUUUACCGACUCGCGUGUGGCGAUGGGAGGAGGGAGAAAUUUGUUUGGAUUUGAGCUCCGAUCAGUGGUAGCCGAAGAUAUUGUUGGCUCUCCUUACAAGUUGUAUCCGACCAACAUCUCGUCAGUUACGGAGUUUGAUCAGCCUCGCACCCGAAAGCGCUUAUGGCUAGGGACUUGCUGUGUACCUUUUGAGAAUUGA
This is a messenger RNA of Laccaria bicolor S238N-H82, 453 nucleotides long. RefSeq lists its product as uncharacterized. The coding region runs from base 1 to 453 and encodes 150 amino acids. The record is from RefSeq and is a predicted model, not a curated record. The transcript is spliced from 7 exons. NCBI's taxonomy places the organism in Eukaryota, Fungi, Basidiomycota, Agaricomycetes, Agaricales, Hydnangiaceae.